Molecule: messenger RNA, 1192 nt
Organism: Silurus meridionalis
Lineage: Eukaryota; Metazoa; Chordata; Actinopteri; Siluriformes; Siluridae
Gene: vamp4
Product: vesicle-associated membrane protein 4
Exons: 9
Coding region: 303-764 (153 amino acids)
Biological process (GO): Golgi ribbon formation; vesicle-mediated transport
Cellular component (GO): membrane
Source: RefSeq, a predicted model, not a curated record
GAGUGAGUGAGAGUGUGUGAUCACUUCCUGGUCAUGUGACAGGGGGAAUCACUGCGCUGGAUCCCGGCUGAGCUGCACCUUACUGCAGGAGAUCACCACCUAUUUCACCUGCUUGUUCACCUCUAAUCGUGUUGUCUACUGAACAUUCAAGGCAUAAGGACAGCAAACGAGUUUUUCCCUCUGCUCCUGAGUUUCUGGAUCGUUUGGCGCACACGUGGGCCAGAAGGGAGCUCGUUUUCCGUCCGUUCUUUUCUUCGACGCAACAAGCGGAAAGCAGUUUCAAAGAGAGGACAGUGGAUUCAAUGAGUGAGCCAGAGAGGGAGGAGCAGACCGACGCCAACAUGCCUCCCAAAUUCAAGCGGCACCUGAACGACGACGAGGUCACCGGCUCUGUGCGCAGUGAGAGGAGGAACCUGCUGGAGGAAGACUCUGAUGAAGAGGAAGAUUUCUUUUUGAGAGGACCAACUGGACCCAGAUUUGGUCCCCAGAAUGACAAAAUCAGACACGUGCAGUCUCAAGUGGACGAGGUGAUCGACGUGAUGCAGGAGAACAUCUCGAAGGUGAUUGAACGCGGAGAGCGCCUUGAAGACCUGCAGGAUAAAUCUGAGAGCCUGUCUGACAACGCGUCUGCGUUCAGCAGCCGGGCCAAACAGCUACACAGGAGGAUGUGGUGGAAAGACAUAAAGAUGAAGAUGAUCGUGGCGUUGGUGAUAGUCAUAUUGCUGCUUAUUAUAAUUAUCCCUGUGAUAAUGCGGUAUCACUAGUUUCCUGCACGGAGGUUGGAGGCUUCAUCCGCUCUUCCUCCAUCCUCCCGCUCCUUCGCCAUUCCCUCACACGAGAACGUGGUGCUGCGAGAUGUGCUGAAACGGCUUCGCCGACGCUUCGGCAGAAUCGACUACGACACCACAUAUUUGUGGGUUAUGUUCUUCGACUGACUCGGCACGCCGUCGAUAGCGGCCCACCCUUCUCCCACACCCUACUCAUGCAGUAAAUGUACAUACAUCGUUGUGUUUCUAAACCAAGUCGCAGUCUUACGGUUUAUAUAUCCGGUUUUAUUAUUCUACGAUUGUCUGACGAAACAAAGACCUCAACCAUUCCUCCCAGGCUUAGCAGCACGCACGCGCACACACACACACACACACACACACACACACACACACACACACACACACACACACACACGAACGUGAAU